UAAAUGGCUAAUUCAGGCGAAAGAAUAUCUAAAUUCAUCCACAAUUCAGGUUGGUAGUCUGAAUAAUAAAAGUUAAAUUCUAAAUUAAGAUCUAGAAGGACACUCGAAAAUAAAUACGAGAGAAAAUAAUGAUUAGGUUUACUAUAUUAACAUAUCAAACCCGAAAUAUUUUCAUUAAUGCCAAUCCAUACUUUAAAAAAUUUUGUGCUUGAGAUUAGGCUGACCUCAUCACCUUGUGUAGAGGCAGUUGGGUGUCAAUCCCCAUAAAUAUGGUGCUACCACGACAAUGUCAAGGUAGAAAAUAUACCUAGAAAGGUGGGAAAGUUGCAGAGGGUCACGAGGAUCUCCACUGUUCGAAGAAGAAAAGGAAGAGACUUGGUGUCUCAAAGGUUCUUACCAUAUGUUUUCACUUGCAUAUUUGUCCGUAAAAAAAGUUAAGAGAAAAGAACUAUUGAAGUAACUUCGAAGUUAGCUUUGUUUUGAUUUCUUAAUGAUUAAUUAUAAUAUUAUAUCCUCAUAUUAAGGUUAACAAUGAAAGAAGCUUCGAUCAGUUGACACGUGUCACACCAUGUCGGUAGUUCUUAAGUUGCCAUGUUUCAUCACUGUCUUCUCACUUCACUCCACCCCGUUCCAAAAGGUCAAUUAUGCUGUAAACUUCAAAGUCAGCUGCUUUGAUUCAAUCAGAUCUAGGGUUUCUAAAAAUCGUUCCCAAAUCAGGAAAGAUUAUAUGUAGGCUAGUUCUCAAAUCGUGCAAAUGUAGAUUUCGUCCAAAACCCAGAGCUUGAUUUUGAUGUUUUACCCCGAGAUGGAUCCGACCUGGUUUGAACCGUCGGUAAGAAGAAUUCCGAGAAGGGUCUGGUUAGGGUUUCAAAAAUCAAUGGGAGUCCUCGUGGGUGGAAAUCACACUUCGUCCAGGUUUUGCACACGAUAAUCUUUUUCUCUAGCUUCUCGAUUUCGAUUACUCUCUCAAAGAUUUUCUUUUACAAUUAAGAAUCGCAAAUUCGUUACAAGAAAAUUGUUCUCCUACAACUCAGAUCCUUUGAUCCAAAAAAUCUACUCUUACGCGUUUAAGAGUGAGAUAACGGAAAAAAUAAGGGGCAAUCACGAUGGAGUUGAAGCCCCUGAAAUUUCCGAUCUUUCAUGGACCCAUAGCAAGGCGUGUGCUUUUACGAUCUUUCUUAAUCGCCUUAGCUCUGUCCAUAAUACCUUUGGUGCAGAUUUUGACCGGGCCGUACUUGAAAAUGUUUGCGCCCAUUACCUCCGGUGACUGCGCCAUGCAUCUGACAGAGUUAACUGCCAACUUCACUCCAAGUUGGUACAUAUUUCAGGGUCGCCAGCUGAACCCCAUUUGGAGUUCCAUUGAACCGACGCAAUGCAAGGAAUAUAUGAAUUUGACUGUUAAUGUGGUCAGAGAGCUAAGGAGUACUCAACUGUUGAGUAAUGGUGGAAAAGCUCUCUGCAUUGGUGAAGGGUCGGCUUUGGCUGUGAAGGCAUUGAAAAAUUUGGGAUUCUCUGAUGCCUAUGAUGUUGAUGAACACCGAUUUUUCUCUCUUAAGCGCAGGCAGUUUGUAUACAAGAUUGAUUACGAGGAAAAAUCAUUUGAUUUCGUCUACUCUAGAGAUCUAGAUAUGGUCUCUGCCCCUGCGCUUCUUGUGCUCGAGAUCGAGCGUGUUCUUAAGCCUGGUGGAGUUGGAGCUGUGCUAGUCGGGAAAGGCGGUGGUUCAACACAAAAUGGCCUUAUCAGAUCGGCUACCGCUAUAUCUUCAGUACUGAAAACUUCCAGCAUUGUGCACGCCAUUCGAUUAAGUAACCUCACUCUAGUUGUAUUCAAGAAAAGAACGGAAAAUGCUGGAUACUUCCAGCGAUACCGCCUUCCAGCAGACUGCCCGUCUCUCACUAACAAUAGACCUUUCAUAGAGCAAAUGGAGCCUCUUGUUAAGGAUAUGCAGAUUGGUUACGAGAAAAACUUCUCUUAUCUGCCAAAAUUUGUGGACCUUUCCAUGAAGAAACGGUUGGUUUAUGUUGAUAUUGGAGCAGGGAAGCAUCUGAACUCAAAUGUGACAGAUUGGUUCCCUCCUUCCUACCCUGUGGAACGCAGCGCUUUCAGUGUUUAUUUUGUUGAUCACAACACUUCGGUUUUGAUGUCCUAUGUUAAGAAGCCUGGCAUCAGCUUUGUUUAUCAUCCUGGUCUUUCUGGAGCCAACCUGAAUGUUAGUGUUGAUGGGGAUUUGGAGCCGUAUUUGGGGGAUACAGGUUUCGAUUUUCUAGCUUGGUUCAAGGAAACAUUGCAAUAUGCAGAUUUUGUGGUGGUGAAGAUGAAUGCCGGAAAAGUGGAAUUGAAAUUCCUCACAGAAUUAUUUGAAAGCGGGGCCAUUUGCUAUGUCGACGAGCUGUUUCUUCAUUGCCCAGUUUUUAUAGAUGGUGAAGGUGCAAACUCCAUGGAUUGUAUGGACCUGUUCAGUGACCUUCGCAACAGUGGUGUGUUUGUCCAUCAGUGGUGGGGAGGAGGUAACUAUAGUUCCACUUCCACUGGUGUUUGGUGAAAACCGAAAAGCAGGAUUGGUUCUGUGUUUAAGUUGGCAUGUCUUAGGUGUCAUGAACAUUGAAGUUGCCUUAUGGUUGGGCGCUUCUUAUCUAAAUAAGCAACCAUUUUGAUGUCUGUUCUGUGCUGUGUUGUGUUGUGUACUUGUGAUAUUUUGUUCGAGAUGCUUUGUAGUUAAGCAUUUUGAACUAAAUAAAAAGUGAAAACCAAGCUCACUUAUGAGUUUGUUAAUAAUAUAUAUUGUGUUUGUGUUGUGAUA
Molecule: messenger RNA, 2801 nt
Organism: Cannabis sativa
Lineage: Eukaryota; Viridiplantae; Streptophyta; Magnoliopsida; Rosales; Cannabaceae
Exons: 1
Coding region: 1107-2543 (478 amino acids)
Molecular function (GO): S-adenosylmethionine-dependent methyltransferase activity
Source: RefSeq, a predicted model, not a curated record